This is a messenger RNA of Postia placenta MAD-698-R-SB12, 717 nucleotides long. RefSeq lists its product as hypothetical. Bases 1 to 717 code for a protein of 238 amino acids. The transcript is spliced from 5 exons. The record is from RefSeq and is a predicted model, not a curated record. Gene Ontology annotation, molecular function: monooxygenase activity; heme binding; oxidoreductase activity, acting on paired donors, with incorporation or reduction of molecular oxygen. NCBI's taxonomy places the organism in Eukaryota, Fungi, Basidiomycota, Agaricomycetes, Polyporales, Adustoporiaceae.
AUGCAGGCAUCAGACCCUAUACCACCGCAACUGGGUGUCCCUUUUGCAACGAGCUAUGCUGCAUUGACUGUCGCCGCUGUGACGCUGCUCGCUGCUCUACUGGUUCACGAACUCUCUGCGUACUCAAAGCGGCGAUCUAUGCCGCCAGGGCCGUUCCGCUGGCCGCUGAUAGGAAACGCCCUUCAGAUGCCGCAAAUCCAUCCAUGGCUCACGUUCUCACGCUGGGCGCGUGUGUACGGCGACAUAUUUUACCUCGACGCUCUCGGUCAGCAUAUAGUCGUGAUCAAUAGCGCUACGGUUGCGCGGGAACUGCUCGACAGGCGAUCGUCCAUCUAUUCCGGGAGACCGCAUCUCACCAUGGUGGGAGACCUCGCAGGGUAUGACAGGAUGAUCGUCAUGCAACCAUACGGCGAUGAAUUGCGGCAACAGCGACGGCUUAUAUCGCAGACCCUCAGCACCUCCACUAUUGGGCAAUACUACGACAUUCAGGAAGCAGCAGCUCGCCGACUCGUACUCGGGGUCAUCGAUGAUCCUAGCUCUCUCGAGGGCCAGAUUAAAAUGAACAUAGCGAGCAUAAUCAUGCUCGUGACGUACGGCUACACUGUCAAGGGCACGGAAGACGUGUUCUUUGGGAGGGCGAUCGAGAUCAUGGACAACCUUACCCUGGCAGCAAGGCCUGGAGUAUGGUUGGCGGAUAUGAUUCCUCAGCGCAAGUGA